AUGGCUAACAACAACAUUAAACUAUUGGCACCAGAUGUCCACAGAGGUCUGGCUGAAUUAGUCUCCAAGAGACUAGGUCUUCCAUUGACAGAUUGUGCUCUAAAGAGGGAUCCAACCGGUGAAGUCACUUUCUCUAUUGGUGAAUCUGUUAGAGAUCAAGAUAUAUAUAUCAUUACUCAAAUCGGUUCAGGUAUCGUGAAUGACCGUGUCCUUGAACUCCUGAUCAUGAUCAAUGCCUCUAAGACUGCAUCAGCAAGAAGAAUUACUGCGAUUAUUCCAAAUUUCCCAUAUGCAAGACAAGAUAGAAAGGAUAAAUCUCGUGCUCCAAUCACUGCUAAAUUGAUGGCUGAUAUGUUAACUACAGCAGGUUGUGAUCAUGUUAUCACUAUGGAUUUACAUGCAUCUCAAAUUCAAGGGUUUUUCGAUGUUCCAGUUGAUAAUCUUUAUGCUGAACCAAGUGUUGUUAGAUAUAUUAAAGAAAAUGUUAAUUAUGAAGAAGCUAUUAUUAUUUCACCAGAUGCCGGUGGUGCUAAACGUGCAGCAAGUUUAGCUGAUAGAUUAGAUUUAAAUUUUGCAUUAAUUCAUAAAGAAAGAGCUCGUGCUAAUGAAGUUUCUCGUAUGGUGCUUGUUGGUGAUGUUACAGAUAAGAUUUGUAUCAUUGUUGAUGAUAUGGCUGAUACAUGUGGUACUUUAGCAAAAGCUGCAGAAAUUUUAUUGGAAAAUAGAGCUAAAUCUGUUAUUGCAAUUGUUACACAUGGUGUCUUAUCAGGUAAUGCAGUUAAAAAUAUAAAUAAUUCAAAAUUGGAUAGUGUAGUGUGUACGAAUACUGUUCCAUUUGAAGAAAAGAUGAAAGAUUGUCCGAAAUUAGCUGUUAUCGAUGUUAGUGGUGUCUUAGCUGAAGCUAUUCGUCGUUUACAUAAUGGUGAAAGUAUAUCAUACUUAUUUAAACAUUAUCCAUUGUAG
Messenger RNA from Maudiozyma saulgeensis, 963 nucleotides. Lineage: Eukaryota; Fungi; Ascomycota; Saccharomycetes; Saccharomycetales; Saccharomycetaceae. The record is from the annotation of a GenBank genome assembly.